AUGUAUCUAUCUAAUACUCAAAGAUCAAUAUCUCCUCAGAUAAAAAAGCAAGAAAUUAAUUAUGGUCAAAAUUAUACUCCUAAAAAUAUUCAAGAACGAAAUUAUUCUUCAAAUCAACAAGUUAAUCAACAAUAUUAUUAUUACCAAUAUCCAAAACAACAAUACUCUUCUCCACAAUUUAAUUCUAGUCCUAUUUAUACUACUCAUCAUACUCCACAAACACAAAACAUAUCACAUUGUAAUAAUUAUCAAUCUUCAGCAAAUAUUUAUCAAGAACAAACUCCUGUUUAUCAGAAUCUAGUAGUAAGACGACAUCUAACAAUGAAAAAUGAUCAACAAUAUCAAAAUACAAAUUAUCAUAGAACAAAUUCUUUACAAAUGUCAAGAGAAUCAAGAUGCUCUGGAAGUCAAAUUAUUCAACAUAAUCGUAUUAGAAAUUCACCAUAUUCAAGACCUCCUGAAGUCAAGGUAGUUCAAACAAAUCUUCAACAAUAUCAUGGUCAACAAAAUGUUAACCAAAGAAAUGGUUAUGUUUCUGAAAAUAUAUAUAAAAAUAUUCCUAUAAGGCAGGUUAAUAGUCAAAAUUUAACUCCUUCUUCAACAGAAAUACAAUGUAGUAAUGUCAGAAAACCAAUCAUUCAAGAAAGAACACUUCAUUUAGAUAAAUUAAAACAACAACAAUAUUUAGUUGGUGAACGUAAAAAUAUAUGUAAUAAUAGUGUAGAAUUUCAACAAAUUAGUACAAAUACUGCUAUAAAUAAUGCUUUGAAUAAUAGUGAAAUAAAUACAAAAACGAUCUUUAAUCGAUCAGGUGUAUCAAAAGAAAAUUUAGUUUCACAACAAGUUACCAAUAAAUUAUCUAAAAAUGUUGAAUUAAUUCAACCAGAUCCCAUUAUUCAAUACGAAGAAGCUAUAAAAAAAUUAAAGAAAAAUAAAGAAAAAAUAAAAACUCUUCUUGAAAGGCAACAAAUAGAUGGAAAGAUAACUGAUGCCAAAGAAAGAAUAGAAAGAUUAGAAAGAAUUCUUAAUUCACAGGAAAAAGUAUCAUUAAAUUUUAUUAAUAAAUUUGUCAAUGCAACUGAUACAAAAAUAAAAGAUGAAAAUUUAUGUAAAUCUGUUAUAGAUGUUUUUGAUAAUAUUGUUAAAGCUGGAGAUAAAUAUAAAAGUUUUCAAAUACCUCAUUAUGAUCCUUUUCAUGAAUUUAAAGAAAAGUUUCUAAGAUUACCAGAUUUUGAAAAAUGUAACAGUCUUGAAGAAAUUGACAAUAUAAUAUCAUAUAAUUUAAAAAAUAAUGAAGAAAAUGAGAUAAAGAUAGUUUAUGAAAAGUUUAAUAGUGAAGAAAAAAAUAAAAAUAUAUUGGAUGAUAACAAAAGAUAUUUCCAGGAUGAUAUUAUACAGGAGAUAGAUAAGACAACACAAAUAAUAACUGGAAAAGAUGAAACUAUAACAAAAGACCUUAAGUUAUGUGGUAGAUUUAAAAUUGAUCCUCAAAAUAUUCCUAUAUCUGAUCAUUGUCGUGAAAUUAAUGUUAUUAUCACUUUUGAUAAAAAUAAUAUUCCUCCAUUGUAUUUACUUAUUCCUGUAGAUUAUCCAAAAAGUGUAUGUUCAAUAGUUAAUCCUAAUUGUACUAAUGAAAUUAGAGAUUUAUCUCUAAAUAGAUUAAUUUCAAGAGUUGAACAAGCUCUUCCAUGCCUUUCAGUAUAUCGCAGAAUUCAGAAUAUUGCUAUUACCUGGAUGAAUUUAGCAAUGAAUGUAUAUUAA
This is a messenger RNA of Strongyloides ratti, 1761 nucleotides long. RefSeq lists its product as hypothetical. NCBI's taxonomy places the organism in Eukaryota, Metazoa, Nematoda, Chromadorea, Rhabditida, Strongyloididae. The record is from RefSeq and is a predicted model, not a curated record. The transcript is spliced from 4 exons. The coding region runs from base 1 to 1761 and encodes 586 amino acids.